Molecule: messenger RNA, 828 nt
Organism: Alternaria burnsii
Lineage: Eukaryota; Fungi; Ascomycota; Dothideomycetes; Pleosporales; Pleosporaceae
Exons: 4
Coding region: 1-828 (275 amino acids)
Cellular component (GO): RNA polymerase II transcription regulator complex
Molecular function (GO): DNA-binding transcription activator activity, RNA polymerase II-specific; transcription cis-regulatory region binding
Source: RefSeq, a predicted model, not a curated record
AUGCAGGCAUCGGCCGCUCAGGAUCAAUCCAAGCCGACCAUAGAGAUGAGCUUAAGAGAACAUCUGCUCGCUGCCGGCGCUGGACAGCCCAGCGUGCAGCCUCUCCCACAGCAUUCUCCACACCCCCAACAUUCCCAGCACCCGCACUCUGCUGGCCCGCCACACGCCAUCGACCCAGCUAUUGGGGGCUCCGCCUACGACAUGAGCCAAGGCGGCCCUGACGAUGGGAACACGAGUGAAGGCCGCUCCAAGGGACGGCGAGAGUUGUCGACCUCGAAGCGCGCCGCCCAGAAUCGCGCUGCCCAGCGCGCAUUUCGCCAGCGUAAGGAAGAGUACAUCAAACAGCUUAAGGAUCAGGUCAAGGAGUUUGAGCAGCUAUGCGAACUCUACAAGACUCUUCAAACCGAGAACUACCAACUGCGCGACUAUAUCAUCAACCUGCAAUCGCGAUUGCUUGAGACUCAAGGCGAGAUACCACCUGCGCCGGCCGGUGUAGAUCUCAACCGACCACACGAGCAACCAAACAUGCACCAAGCACCGCAACCACCACAGCCGCCCCAACAACCCGAGCAACCACAGCAGCAGCAGCAGCAGCAGCAGCAAGCCUCCAGCAAUAACAACGGCGGGCUUUCGGAGCGCCAGAUUGGCGAGCUUCAGAUGGCGGCGCAAGCAGCAGCGGCAGCCCAACACGGCGCAUCUGGCAAUAAGCACGCCAGCUCUGAAGGUUCGUACGACUAUGCAGAGAAGCGCCAAAAGGUCGACGAGUCACCGCAAGGUCAGCACCCUGAGUCAUCGUCCUCCUUCUAUCCCAACCCAAACGCUUAUUGA